AUGUCAGAUAACACACCACGCGACAAGCCAAUUACUACUUGGUUCAAGUUUAAGCUUCCAGAGGACAUUUUACUAGAUGAAUCAUUAUUUCAUGCUCUGCAUCCAACCAGGGAAGAGUGGCCACAGGUCUGCUACGGAAGAAUCAAGGAAUCUCCACAAUACUGUGUGCUUCUAGUCGAUUGGUAUCACACCAGAUCAUGGCUUGAGUUCUCGCAGUCAGAUAGCUACGCAGAGUUGCUUUCCAGCCUUGGCUCUCACUCGGAUAUCCCAGUAGUGAGUGAGACCAUCGACUUCGCCAGGUAUCACCCCACGAUUGCGAUGUCGUCUCAUACCGAGUUGAUAAGAGUCUAUUUCCCGGCUUCAAUCUCGCCGGAAACCCGCAAGGCUGUUUGGGACAAAGUCCGACAUGUGGGACCUUCAGUUGCCUACGGCAAAAAGUUUGAGCAUAGGAACCCGUACACAGCUGGCCCGUGCUUGGGUUGGAUUGAAGGCAAUGUGAAAUGGGAGGGACAGGACGCGGUAGCGUGCGUCUGGGUUCAUAAGUGGAAGAGUCAGGAAGCUGAGGAGAAAUGCAAAGCCACUGCGCGGUAUCCGCACAUGAAGGAUGGUGAAUUCAUAAAACCUCUUAUUCUUGAUUUAUUCGAGCAGGGGCUGAGGGAUCAGGGCGCUUUGGGCUGGGAGGAAUGUCACCUGAACUUCGAGACGACGUGCUACAUCCCGUAA
Fusarium tjaetaba is the source of this 723-nucleotide messenger RNA. RefSeq lists its product as uncharacterized. Bases 1 to 723 code for a protein of 240 amino acids. The transcript is spliced from 2 exons. NCBI's taxonomy places the organism in Eukaryota, Fungi, Ascomycota, Sordariomycetes, Hypocreales, Nectriaceae. The record is from RefSeq and is a predicted model, not a curated record.